AUGACGAUCGGUUGGUUGGCACCACUAAUUACGUUUCUGUUCCCUGAAAACUGCUUUGAAGAACUGCUAAUCCAUUACAACUUUUUCAGUACUCUAUGUGUCCGUUUGGUGUUUAGUCGCUUUCUCGGUCUGGGGAUCGUCACGCUGUCGGCUUUGGUGAAAGUACCUCAAAUCGUCAAAAUCUGGAAUGCGCGUAGCGGGGUAGGCGUUUCUGUGUUCAGUCAGGUGCUUGAGUUGAUCGGCACGAUGACAAUGGUGGCAUACAGUUCAGCGAAAGGCUUUCACUUCAGUGCAUGGGGUGACGCACUGUUUCUCACCCUUCAGACGACGGUCGUCAUUUUUAUGAUACUGUGGUUCGCUGGCGACCGAAACCUUGCUGCCUUGUUCUUGUUGAUAUUCGCUGCGAUGUCGUCACUUCUGCAGAUGCGUUUCUUUCCGUUGUCGUGGAUCUCGAAGUUACAGGCGUCCAAUACGCUGUUAUUCCUCCUGGCUCGGGGCCUGCAGGCGGCGAGCAACUACAAACGUAAAAGCACCGGUCAGUUAUCCGCAGUGACGUGUUUCCUGUUGUUUGGCGGAUGCCUUGCGCGAAUAUUCACUUCAGUCCAAGAAACGGGUGAUACGUUGAUGAUCAUUCAGUUCGUCAUAGCAUCGAUCAUGAACUUUAUCAUUUUUGCUCAGAUCAUUGUUUACUGGAAUUCUAGUGAUACCACUAGGUUAAGAAAAGGGAUAUGA
This is a messenger RNA of Soboliphyme baturini, 732 nucleotides long. The record is from the annotation of a GenBank genome assembly. Lineage: Eukaryota; Metazoa; Nematoda; Enoplea; Dioctophymatida; Soboliphymatidae.